AUGAUUAGUUUCAAUAAUCUUUUCUUUUUGUUAUUAGUGCUUAGUGGUUGUAAUGGUGCAAUAGAUAUACAGAAGUAUUUGAAAGUGUGCAACAGAAAUGCUUUAGAUGCUAACGAUUGCAUGGUGGAUGCCGUUCAAAAGGGAAUUGCUGCCAUGAUCGACGGCAUUCCAGACCUGGAUGUGCCGCAAAUCGAUCCUUACUUACAAAAAUACUUCAAACUGGAUUAUAAUAAUAAUCAACUCGCAGUGAAACUGGUUAUGAAAAAUACAUAUGUCACAGGCUUAAAGAAUUCUAUAGUUAAGGAUGCAAGAUUACGUGCAGAUGAUGAUAAAUUUCACCUAGAAGUUGAUUUAACAACUCCUAAAGUGACGAUAACUACGAACUACCGGGGAGAAGGAAAGUUUAACGUUUUGAAUAUUUAUGCUUAUGGUACAAUUAAUACGACAAUGACUGAUUUGACAUACACGUGGAAAUUAGACGGAGUUCCGGAAAAAAAAGGGAAUGAUACCUAUGUCCGUAUCACAGAAUUUUAUAUGCGACCUGAUGUUGGAAGUAUGUUUACUGCCUUAGAAAACGAGAACCUUGAGUCCAGAGAAUUGACUGAUCUUGGUGUAAGCUUCGCAAAUGCCAACUGGAGAACUUUGUAUAAGGAGUUUUUGCCAUUCGCUCAAGAAAACUGGAAUAAAAUUGGCACUGCCAUUGCUAAUAAAGUUUUCUCUAAGGUUCCAUAUGAUGAACUGUUUCCUGCUUCCUCAUAG
Molecule: messenger RNA, 759 nt
Organism: Arctia plantaginis
Lineage: Eukaryota; Metazoa; Arthropoda; Insecta; Lepidoptera; Erebidae
Source: the annotation of a GenBank genome assembly